Messenger RNA from Myotis myotis, 392 nucleotides. RefSeq names its product SH3 domain-binding glutamic acid-rich-like protein 3. The coding region runs from base 36 to 317 and encodes 93 amino acids. The record is from RefSeq and is a predicted model, not a curated record. The transcript has a single exon. Lineage: Eukaryota; Metazoa; Chordata; Mammalia; Chiroptera; Vespertilionidae. Gene Ontology annotation, cellular component: cytoplasm.
ACCACCGCUCCUCCGCCAGUCCGUCCGCCCGCAGCAUGAGCGGCCUGCGAGUCUACAGUACGUCGGUCACCGGGUCACGCGAAAUCAAAUCCCAGCAGAGCGAAGUAACCCGCAUCCUGGAUGGGAAGCGCAUCCACUACCAGCUAGUGGACAUCUCCCAGGACAACGCCCUAUGGGAUGAGAUGCGAGCCUUGGCGGGCAACCCCAAGGCCACCCCACCCCAGAUUGUUAAUGGAGACCAGUACUGUGGGGACUAUGAGCUGUUUGUGGAGGCUGUGGAACAAAACACGCUGCAGGAGUUCCUGAAACUGGCCUGAGCCAAGCCCAGGCUGGCCAACCGCAUUCCCUCCCCACAUUCCCCUGCCCCCAGCAAUUGUGGGCCAUGAAGGACC